AAAACAGCUCAUGGCCAGCACUUGAUAAAACUUCACAUGCAAUCUCGUUUGCCUUCCACACAGGACGCCAUGUACGCGAUCAGUCAAUUGCUAGUGGUACAGAGACACAGCCUCAAAUCCAGUCUCUCAUAGAAGUCUACUUGCCAUGUCUAUUUAAUCGCUGCGGCGAGUCUCGCUGCUGAAUUCUAGGCGGUAAGGUGGCUAACUCCUCAUACCCAGACCAUUCACGGUUCGCAUCAGGGAAUACCAAGCUUGAGAGGUGAAGUUGUUUCUGUAUUAUGACAAAUGAAAAGUUUCUCUUCUUCCUUUUGGCCCCUUCUUCAUCUUGCUAUCUGUGGUGCGUACUGUCGCCCUUUUUCCAGCCAGAUCGGGGAGUUUCGUGUUUGUGUGUGGGUGUGGUUUUAUAUACGUGUUUAUGUCUCUUUCAUGUGUUUGAAAAUGUGUGUAAAUCUGAUGGCGACCCUGUGCUGGCCCCCUCUCCAUCUUUCUCCAGAUGUUGAGAAAAUACUGCUAUAUCUGCGGGGAAAAAAGAAGUCUAUAUGGUAUGGUAGGGGUAUUUGUGCCAGAAUGAGAUAUGUCAAGAAACAAGUUGAAGCAAAGGCCAAACAAACAGUUGCGCUUGGUGUUGACCGUGGAUCAAACUCCCAUGGGGGUAUUGAGGAUGCUGAACGUAUAUCAAGUGCUGCAGAGUUCGUCGCUGGAAGAAUCGAAUUUUCCCCGUGUCGGAGCUUGCCGAGGACGUGGGCUGGCUCCGCCAGGUUGCCGAGUAGUGCUAAUAAGUACCGAUAGAUGAUUCAAGGGCCCAAGGCGACUGGCGAACAAGAAAGAAAAAAGUAGAAGUGAAGACGCCAUAUAAAACUCCUGGAGGGCUCCCUAAAAGAAA
Messenger RNA from Microdochium trichocladiopsis, 883 nucleotides. RefSeq lists its product as uncharacterized. NCBI's taxonomy places the organism in Eukaryota, Fungi, Ascomycota, Sordariomycetes, Xylariales, Microdochiaceae. The record is from RefSeq and is a predicted model, not a curated record. Bases 286 to 789 code for a protein of 167 amino acids. The transcript has a single exon.